AUGGAGGCAGGCGCUUCUUUCGCCCUGACGCCACAGCCGAUCUUGUCGUCUGCGUAUUCUGGGGACCUGCCUAAUCACCUUUCCCCUCCUCGUGCUCUUCCUGUUGAUGACACACAGCCGGACAAAAAGAGGUCACAGAUAGGCGUCCCGUCUCCGACCUGCAUUGGAGGCAGCACUCUAGACUUCCCGUCUCUCCAAAUUGCUACAGAGUCUACUUGCUCGCCGACUGUUUCCACCCCCGAGUCAACCGCAGAGAGCGAGUGUCCUCCAACGCCUUGUGGUGACUUUGGAGAGCGAACCACUGUGGUUUCGCAAGAGUCCGUUGUCACGCCUGCCGACAGCGUUGAACCAAGCUCAGUUGCAGCCUCCGGACAGAGAACUCGCCACGCUCUUCCUCCUCACCUAGGCGUUGCAUCAUCAUCAACGCCGCCUGCCACUCAGCCGUCUUGUCACGCUGACGAACGACAAGUUGACGUGGCCGUCGUUGGCGCUGGGCUCGCCGGCUUGACGGCGGCGCUCGCAGUGCACAGGAAAACAGGGAGGGUAGUUCAUAUUUACGAGAAGGAAGACGCUGAAUAUUGGGGUUCACCGUCUUUUGCAACCCAUCGGACUUCGCCUACAUCUCGAGGAAAUGGGGCACUUCGGGACGAAUACGAAGCUCGAGAGAUACUGCUGCGAACAAAUGGCUUGGACGCCUUGAGGUGCAUAGAUGAACAACUUGCUUGUGAUGUGCUGGAAUGCGGACAUAUAGUGUAUUCCGACUGUCUUGAUGUCUUCGAUUUUGAUGUGAAGGCAACCGCGUCUACGCUAGUAUUCGGAAUCUACUGGGCAGAUCUACAGCAGAUCCUCUACAGACAUUGCCAGCAAUACCCAGAGGGGAUUGUGUUUUGCUUCAAAAAACUUCUCAAAUGUGCACUGCCGAACAACACCCAUACGUCACCUUCCUCCGCAGAAGCGGACCCCACAGUGAACGCUUCGCUCUCCUCUUCCUCUUUCUCGCCUCCUUCAACUGUCUCGACUGCAUCUUCCACCGGCUCAACACCAACUGCGUCCUCCCCAGAUUUCGUGAUCUUCCCCCGCGGCGCCAGUGAACAUGGAGAGGUCGAGGCAAAAGACUGCUCCGGAAAAGAAGGCGCGAGGACCACAGAGGAUUCAUCGCAACUUUCCCCUACCGACAUCAAUAAGAGUAGUAAUAAGAAGCGAGGCCACCAGCUGAGCCACGGAGGCUCUUACAAUAAGAAAGGAGGAGUAGUACUCUGUUUCCAGGAUGGCGUUCAUGUCGCUGCGAAACUUGUGAUCGGCGCCGACGGCUCUUGUUCCUCUGCAAGAACGGACUUCGGCGACAUCUUUCGUGGCUGCGGAAAUGACAGUCCAGAUCGGACUACUGGCAACGCCACGCGGCAAACGCCUUCGCAUGACCCAACGCGGAUUCAGUACCAAGGACUCGUUGAAGUCGGCUCCGACGUGCAGGACUUGACUCGGAAUAUAUGGCUCUUCCACAAGGAGACCGCCUCACACAUUUCCGUCAUCAAAGCCCUGGGGCCGAACAUUUUAACAUGGUCCAUAACACAACAGGCGCACGAGACCACGGAGGGGCUAGAGACUGGUCACGAGGAAGAGGCGAAGCAACGCGCGCUGGCUAUUGUUGCCCGAGUUAUGGAAGGCGCUGCAGGAAAGACGAAGGACGUCGCAGAGCUGCUUCUUCGACUGGUGGAGAGGACCUCGUAUGAGGACAUCCAAGUCCUGAAGCUGAACCCUCCUCCGAGUUCGACUGGACGCUGGACACGGCUUGACGAUCAGCUUGUCCUCGUUGGCAAUGCCGCGCACCCAAUCGCUUCAAACAUCGGGCAAAGCCACGACCUGACAAUCGAGGACGCGGUUCAACUUGCUUACUGUUUGACGGACUGGGAACACGACGACAGCCUCGCUGCCCAGCGUUUCGCACGAAUUAGGAAACAAUCAUUAGUACACGUUCUCAAGCUAAGCGAAGCCGUCCAUGCCAACAUGUGGCUCAACAAUGUGGACCACUGCGACGAGGAUGUGCACGAAAUGGAGACCGAGACUCCCUCUGACUCCUCUCUUUUCACGCGGGCAAACUUCGUUCCUGUCCGCAGUAUCCUGUGGGCGCCGGAUAGCCAGGAGCUGAUGGAAAAUGCUGAACUUGAGACUGAGUACAUGUAA
Molecule: messenger RNA, 2181 nt
Organism: Besnoitia besnoiti
Lineage: Eukaryota; Apicomplexa; Conoidasida; Eucoccidiorida; Sarcocystidae
Exons: 7
Coding region: 1-2181 (726 amino acids)
Molecular function (GO): monooxygenase activity
Source: RefSeq, a predicted model, not a curated record